Messenger RNA from Cuscuta campestris, 987 nucleotides. Lineage: Eukaryota; Viridiplantae; Streptophyta; Magnoliopsida; Solanales; Convolvulaceae. The record is from the annotation of a GenBank genome assembly.
AGAUCUCAGUCCAUUUAAUCCACCAAAUAAUGAUUCAUGUAAAGUAUAAAAUCAGCCCAGAACUUCUCCUUGAAGUAGAAAUAAGAAGCAACGCCAAAGUCAAUAAUGAGGACAAUGGGGGUGAAAGGCCUGACCCUAUAUCAUCUGAAGUCACACCUUCAGAAAUACCGUUUGGGGAAGCAAUCCGCGAAGGAGGCAGCUGAAAACUCUAAAGAUGCAGCAUGUGUAUCCGAGAGUCAAGAAACCAGUUCCCCUACGUCGGGCUCAUCUAGAAUGGUUUCCCAAGAACCAAACGAUGGGUACCAAGUUACUGAGGCGUUGCGAGCACAGAUGGAAGUUCAGCGAAAGUUGCACGAGCAGCUAGAGGUUCAACGUCGUCUCCAGCUUCGCAUAGAGGCACAAAGCAAGUACUUACAAUCAAUUCUUGAGAAAGCUUGCAAAACACUGAGCACCCAAGCUGUUGUUGCCUCAGAUGGAUUAGAAUCGACCCGCGAAGAGCUGUCCGAACUGUCCAUAAAGGUAUCCGAUGAUUCUUCUUACCCAAUCUUUCGGGUCCCAUCGUUACCAGACAUGACUGCCUCACUAGCGGAAAUGAAAAAGAGACCGAGGGGUGUGGGGGCCACGGUGGCGGUGCCUUUGGAUGGCAAUGUGGUGAAGCAGGGGGAGUGGGGGGUGUUGAACGCCGGGUAAGCUAAAUGUUAGGGCUGUGUUUGGUUGGUUUUAGUGAAGACCAAAAAUGUACUCUCAUUAGUUGUCAUUUUAGCUUUAACCUGUUCUUCCUUGCCUGCCAAUGUCUGUGGAAUCCCAAACACAAUCUGAAAUGUUGCAAGCUGCCGAAUCAUCAUUUGUAUAUUCUCUUUAUGUUUGAUGUUCAAUUGCCUUUGAAUGGAAAACUCACAAGAGACGGCGGAAUUUGACUAGAUUUAUUUUUAAUUCAAUCCAUUUAAAUACUAACACAUAAUUUUAAAAUAACAUUUAUAUAUUGGA